Prunus armeniaca (apricot) is the source of this 783-nucleotide messenger RNA. NCBI's taxonomy places the organism in Eukaryota, Viridiplantae, Streptophyta, Magnoliopsida, Rosales, Rosaceae. The record is from the annotation of a GenBank genome assembly.
AUGCUCAAAACCUUAGCCACCAUCUCCACCACUUCACCACUCAUCUCCACCGCCAUAACCACCCCUAAACUCUCUCUCUCUAAGCCCUUCCUUUCUCUCUCUCAACUCCAAAACAAACCCACCUCCCCCUUCCCACAAACCCACAGACCCAUCUCUUUCAACAAGCCCCAAAUGAACCUCCUCAACAAGCUCGGCUUCGGCCCAAAGACCUCCGACCCCACCUCCGAUUCUUCCUCCAUCCCUCUGGGCCCAGACGACGACGUUGCGGCGCCAGGUCAGCAGUUCGCCCAGUUUGGAGCCGGGUGCUUCUGGGGUGUCGAGUUGGCCUUUCAGCGAAUACCUGGCGUGACCAAGACAGAGGUUGGGUACACCCAAGGGUUCUUGCACAACCCGACUUACGAGGACGUGUGUACGGGCACCACCAACCACUCUGAGGUCGUGAGAGUGCAAUACGAUCCUAAAGAGUGUAACUUUGAGACUCUGCUUGAUCUCUUCUGGUCCAGGCAUGACCCCACCACGCUCAAUCGCCAGGGGAAUGAUGUGGGAACACAGUACAGAUCUGGAAUAUACUUCUAUACGCCUGAGCAAGAGAAGACAGCACAAGAAUCCUUGGAACAACACCAGAAGAAAAUGAACCGAAAGAUUGUUACAGAAAUUCUUCCGGCCAAGAAGUUCUACCGAGCAGAGGAGUAUCAUCAGCAGUACCUUGCUAAAGGGGGCCGUUUUGGUUUUAAGCAAUCUACUGAGAAAGGAUGCAAUGAUCCAAUCCGAUGCUAUGGCUAA